AUGGUAAUGAACAAAAUAACUAAAUCGGACUCGAAUAAGGAUGAAGAUGGGACACUGGAAAAAGGAGGAUUAUUUGACAAUUUUUUUGAAUGCAUGAAUGAGCAAAUGAGCAGAAUUGACAGAUACCAUCAGGACAUGAGUAGAAUGAUGAAUUCUUUGAGAACUCAUUAUUUACAUGAUGAUUUUUCAAAAUAUUUUCCUAGUAGAAGAUCCCUUUUAGAUUAUGAUUUAAGAAAUAGUGGAAACAGUGAUGUACUUUUUUCCAAGCCUAAAUCACUUUUUAUGGAAGGAUUCAGAAACGUACCCCCAAUGGAUGUUAUAGAUAAGGAUAAAGAAAUUGAGAUUAAAAUGGACGUACCUGGUUUAAAUAAAGAAAAUGUACAAAUAAAUUUAUAUAACGGACAUUUGGAAAUUAGCGGUGGUUGUAAGAAAACAGAAGAAACGAAGGAUGAAAAACAUAGGUAUUACGUUAAAGAAAGAUCUGAAUCAUCGUUUUAUAGAUCUUUUGCCUUACCUGAAAAUGUAUGCGAGGACAAUAUUAAAGCUACCUUUAAGGAUGGAGUUUUAAAAAUUGAUAUUCCUAAGAAAGACAUUCUUCCAGAAAAAAAAAAGAAAAUCGAAAUUCAGUAA
Molecule: messenger RNA, 630 nt
Organism: Plasmodium gonderi
Lineage: Eukaryota; Apicomplexa; Aconoidasida; Haemosporida; Plasmodiidae
Product: heat shock protein
Exons: 1
Coding region: 1-630 (209 amino acids)
Biological process (GO): response to salt stress; response to hydrogen peroxide; response to heat
Source: RefSeq, a predicted model, not a curated record